AUGAGUUCCUAUUUUGUCAAUUCAACUUUCCCCGUGUCUCUACCGGGAGGACAGGACUCUCUCCUGGGCCAGAUCCCCUUGUACUCGUCGGGAUACAGCGACCCGUUAAGGCACUACUCCGGCGCGGCCACCUAUGGAGGCGCCGCCGUCCAGGACAAGGUCUACCCGGCCUCCUACUACCAGCAGACGGCCAUCUACGGGCGGGCCGGCGGCGGAGCUCCGUGCGACUACACCGCGGCGGGGAGCUUCUACAAGGACGCCGAGGGAUCGUGCGCCUUCUCCAGCCGCGGCGACGAGCCGCCGCUCUUUGGCGCGCAGGAGCACGCACAGCGCAAAGCCGAGUGCGCGGAGCAGAGCGCGGGCAUGAGCUUGGAGGACAAGUCCUCGGCGCUCAUCUACCCUUGGAUGCAGAGGAUGAACGCCUGCUCGGCCGGCCCGUUCGGCAACAGCGGCCGCAGGGGCCGCCAGACGUACACUCGCUACCAGACGCUGGAGCUGGAGAAGGAGUUCCACUUUAACCGCUACCUGACCCGCAGGCGCCGGAUAGAGAUCUCGCACGCCCUGUGCCUGACCGAGAGACAGAUCAAAAUCUGGUUCCAGAACCGCAGGAUGAAGUGGAAAAAGGAGAACAAGCUGCUGAACCCUCCAAAGACGCCCGAGGAAGAAGAGGAGGCGGAGAAGAAGAGUUAAGGGACAGUGGGAGAAGAUGUACAAAGUGGUUGUAGAUACGGUGUAGUUAGAGCUGCUUCCGGUGUGUGUGUGUGUGCACGGUGACACAAAAAAGUGUGCUUUAGAACCUUCUCUGUGCUGUGUCUUUA
Messenger RNA from Dunckerocampus dactyliophorus (ringed pipefish), 818 nucleotides. It is a transcript of the gene hoxb6b, whose product is annotated as homeobox B6b. NCBI's taxonomy places the organism in Eukaryota, Metazoa, Chordata, Actinopteri, Syngnathiformes, Syngnathidae. Gene Ontology annotation, biological process: regulation of transcription by RNA polymerase II; anterior/posterior pattern specification. Gene Ontology annotation, molecular function: DNA-binding transcription factor activity, RNA polymerase II-specific; RNA polymerase II cis-regulatory region sequence-specific DNA binding. Gene Ontology annotation, cellular component: nucleus. Bases 1 to 690 code for a protein of 229 amino acids. The record is from RefSeq and is a predicted model, not a curated record. The transcript has 2 exons.